CCCUCCCUUCCUGGUCUCCAUCUGCCUCUGGAGGAAGUGAAAGCCCCGUGUAGCCAAGAGAGGAGCUCCCAGUUGCCCAGGCGUGCGCUCCCGAGUGGCCCGGCGCUCAUCAUGCGGCCCCUCCUCCUGCUAUGGGGCUGCCUUGUGCUCCCAGGUUACGGAUCGGUGGUGGUGGACCCGAAGGAGAUCAGUGGCUUUGAAGGUGACACUGUGUCCCUGCAAUGCACGUACGGGGAGGAGCUAAAGAAGUACCCGAAAUACUGGUGCCGCGAGGCCGGGAUCUUCAUCUCCCGCUGCACUGAGACUGUCUUCUCUGGAGGAUACGGCCAGGAAGGAAGGGUGUCGGUCCACGACAACCCACGGGAGAACAGGUUCACGGUUAUCCUGAGGAACCUCACCCUGAAGGACAUGGGGAAGUACUGGUGUGGGGUCAAAAAACUGGGCUUUGAUAAGACUAUGUCAGUCUCUCUGCUUGUCUUUCCAGGGACCUCUCUCCACCCAGCAACCUCUCCAUUCACAGGGACCUCUCUCCACCCAGAAGCUUCUCCAUUUGCAAGGAUCUCUCCUCACCCAGCAACCUCUCCGUAUGCAGGGACCUCUCUCCACCCAGCAGCUUCUCCAUUUGCAAGAAUCUCUCCUCACCCAGCAACCUCUCCGUAUGCAGGAACCUCUCUUCACCCAGCAACCUCUCCAUAUGCAAGGACCUCUCCUCACCCAGCAACUUCUCCUCCUGCAGGGAUCUCCCAGCCGGUCACACAAUUGGACUCUACCUCAACAAAGGGCGCCAGUUUUGUCCCCAGCAGCAGCUCCAAGUCCAGGGUGUCCAUCCCACUGAUCCGGAUCUUGGCCCCGGUCCUGGUGCUGCUAGCCCUUCUGCUGGCCACAGGCCUGGCCGCCCUCGGCAGCUACGUGUUUCAAUGGAGAGAAAAAGCUCAACUGGCCUCGGAGACACAGAAGAAGGACAAGGUCCAUCUCUCCCACUUGACUUCAGAGGACGACAAAGCUUCUUGGCGGGACCCUGAGGGAGACAUGACCCGAGCCUCUACCCUCCCCAUGUCUGGGGACGAGCCAGGCUUUUCAAAGUUCAGCUCAGUCUAGCCACCGAACACCCUCCUUGAAUCUCUGGAAGAGCUGAACUUGCACUAACUCGGACAAGCUUUCUGCUAUGACUUCAGAAUCCUCCUGCCAGAGUCCCGGUCUCUCCCUCACCCUCCCCAAGCUUUCCUCCUGCCCAUCUCAGCUGACCCUGAAGGCUUCAUCAGCCCUGGAGCCUGAUGCGGUGGCCUCACAGUUCCAGCUGGAGACUGGGACUUCCCCAAGAUGGUCACAUCCUUGGGAAAAGCACACAGCCACUGGACCUUCAAGGGGUCAGGCAGGGCUCAGGGGGUCUGGUCGAAGUUUGUAUCUGCUAUGGGGGGUCCCCUGGGCCUGGGUGCCCAGUCACAGGCCCCUCCUAACUCCCCUUCCAGACCCCACCUUCUCCGCCCUUCUUCCGUCCUCAGACUCAGGGCUGAGUUCUCCCACAUAAGCUGGUGAGGAGGAGGGAGCCUGUGGGGUUAGCCUGGAUCCUGGUUUCUCAAAGCCAGUUGUGAGCCACCUGCAUUCCAGUCCUUCAGGAAGCUGGUUAAACGAUGAUUCCGGGGCCCCAUCAAGAGCUGCCCAAACCAAGAUUUCACUGGUGGUCCAGUAAUUAGGACUCCAUGCUUCCACUGCAAGGGGCCCUGGCAUGGUACAGCCGAAAAAAAGAAGGAAAUAAACUACCAAAACCAUCUCUGAG
This is a messenger RNA of Cervus elaphus (red deer), 1777 nucleotides long. RefSeq names its product CD300 molecule like family member g (gene CD300LG). Lineage: Eukaryota; Metazoa; Chordata; Mammalia; Artiodactyla; Cervidae. The transcript is spliced from 6 exons. Gene Ontology annotation, cellular component: plasma membrane. The coding region runs from base 112 to 1098 and encodes 328 amino acids. The record is from RefSeq and is a predicted model, not a curated record. Gene Ontology annotation, molecular function: transmembrane signaling receptor activity.